CCCGUUUAUUCCGUUAUCAGCCUGCUGCUGUCAGUGAACACACACAUACCGUGCUUACUUACACACACAGAGGUUCAACAUGUGAGCUACUGAUGCUGCGAAGAUGAAGCACUCAUAGCUGCACCGGCUGUUGUGAAACGCAUGGAUUAUGGAUGGAAUAUGGAUAUGUUGCCAAAUCCUACUUUUUGUUAGUGUUUUUGUAAAUUCAUCGCUGCAUGAUGGCGACGACGCUUCUUGCGAUGGAGCUUUUGAUGUUUAUUUUGUUUUGGACAGGUCAGGCAGUGUGGCGAGACACUGGGAUGAGAUCUAUGGAUUUGCGGAGCAGCUCACCAACAGGUUUGUCAGUCCCAGGAUGAGGGUUUCCUACAUAGUCUUCUCAGCCAAAGCAGUUGUAAUACUUCCACUAACUGGAGACAGGUCCAAAAUAGAUGAGGGUUUGAAGAAGCUGAGCCAAAUCAAACCUGCCGGUGAAACUUACAUGCACGAAGGCAUGAAAGCGGUGUCGGAGCAGAUGAAGGCACAAACUUCGCCAUCAUCUACCAUCAUCAUCAUUCUGACUGAUGGCAAGCUGGAGGUCUACCCCUUUGAUCUAAGUGUACAAGAGGCUGACAAAUGCAGAGGGUUUGGAGCCAGAGUGUACUGUGUCGGGGUCAUGGACUUUGAUCACAAACAGCUUGCUGAAAUAGCAGAUGGCACAGAGCAAGUCUUCCCAGUUUUGUCCGGGUUUCAUGCCCUCAAAGACAUCGUCAACUCGAUUCUGAAGCAGUCAUGCACAGAUGUGUUCACAAUAGAGCCGUCAAGUGUUUGUGUGAACGAGUCUUUCAAUGUGGUGCUGAGGGGCAGCGGCUUCAGCGGAUCCAAGAGAGCAGACAACGUACUCUGCUUCCUUACUGUCAAUCAAAACACAUACAACCAGAAGCCAACAGUAGUUAGAGAUGGCUAUCUGCUGUGCCCAGCUCCUGUUCUGCAUGAGGUUGGACAAUCAAUUGAAGUGCUGGUUAGUAUGAACAAUGGACAAUCUUACAUCUCCACUCCCGUCACCAUCUACGCCACAACAUGUUCUAAUGGGACCUGGGUGCUCUGGUUGCUGUUGGCUCUGCUGCUGUCACUGGCUCUGGGUUUGCUCUGGUGGUUCUGGCCUCUUUGCUGCACUGUGGUGAUCAGAGACCCACCCCCAUCUCGCCCCCCUCCUCCUCCUCCUCCUCCUGUCAUUGAGCCGGAAGAGGAUCUCUCACCCAAACAUAGGUGGCCCACAGUGGACGCUUCAUACUAUGGAGGGAGAGGUGCUGGAGGAAUCAAACGCAUGGAGGUGCGGUGGGGACAGAAGGGCUCCACAGAGGAGGGGUCACGGCUGGAGAAAGCCAAAAACGCAGUGGUCACUAUGCCAGAGGAAGUGGAGGAGCCCAUCAUACCCCGACCCCCACCGAGACCUCCUCCAGUCUACAGCCCCCCCUUACAAUCCAAAUGGUACACUCCCAUCAAGGGGCGUUUUGAUGCGUUGCUGGCAUUACUGAGGAGACAGUACGACAGAGUGGCAAUCAUGAGGCCAACACCUCAGGGCAAGGGCCGCUGCAUUAACUUCACCAGAGUUCAGAGUCACUGAUGUUCAAACAUGAGGAUCAACACUUUUCACUUUAUUCCUGUUUUUUGAGUGUAGAGAUUCAGUGUGUAUUGUAAAUAAAUGCUUUUACUUAUA
Messenger RNA from Seriola aureovittata, 1696 nucleotides. RefSeq names its product ANTXR cell adhesion molecule 2b (gene antxr2b). Lineage: Eukaryota; Metazoa; Chordata; Actinopteri; Carangiformes; Carangidae. Gene Ontology annotation, cellular component: membrane. Bases 149 to 1603 code for a protein of 484 amino acids. The record is from RefSeq and is a predicted model, not a curated record. The transcript has 17 exons. Gene Ontology annotation, molecular function: signaling receptor activity.